AUGAGUGAGUCUGGUUCAAUCAUGUUUUUUGAGCAGAGUGACCACGGGUCUGCGAAGAGUGCCGUGCCACCUAGUUCUCACUCUCAUAAAGAGGCUAUGAAGACUAGCAAACCUGUUCUUAAUAGACCACCACUACAUCAAUCAACCAGACGAGAUAUGCAACAUCCAGCGGUACCAUCACCAAAGCGUCAUCGAUCCAAUGGAACCUCUAAUGUUGUUGCAGCAGAGCACGAUGAUGCUGCUUCAGAUUACAGUGAGAGUAUUCAAUUUCACACAGAGGGUGCCUCCCGUAAUUUGUCUCUUGCAAGUAUGCCUGCACUUCCACCUGUUAAAUAUCCACCUUUGAAUACUGUUCAAAAUGAAUCCAAACGAGACUCAUGUGAUUCGAGUCGUAGACAAUCGGAUUACCCGAAAAUUGAAGGAGCUGAUGAAUCCAUUAACUUUCAUGUGGAGGGUGCUAAUAGUUCACAACAGCAGGAUGUAAUGGAACAGGCUGGAAUCUCCCGAAAUGAUAGCAUCAUGUUUCAUGUUGUAGAUGACCCAUUAAGUGAAGAUCCUGCCAAUAAGGUUUCAACAAAAGAGGAUAAACCUUUUGCUACCCCUAAAGAUACCUAUGGUCAUCAUGUUGAUAGUAGUGCCUCUACUAUUGUUUUUGAAACUGUUGAAAAAAGUGAAGCAAGAGAAGAAGAAGAAGAAGAAAAAAAAGGGGAAGCACCAGUAGUUUCGGACGCAGCUAAACUAGACUCUGUACCGCAUACAUCUACUCAAGCUCCAGUAGCUAACCCACCACUGUCAUCAUCAGUAACAGGAGUAUCAAUGAAGGAUAAAAUGGAGAAAAGACCAUCUUCAAGAAGAAAAACUCUUCCUCCACCUAAAGCUCAAGGUUUAUCAAGUACAGGAGAAAAAAAUGAAUUGGUUAAAGCUACUUCUAUGCCUGUUCUUAUUGGAUCAUCUAAGGGAAAGAAUAUUCCUUCCAGUGGUACUCAAUCCGCUACAGAAAGAAAUGAGACAAUACCUACUACUCCUCCUUCUUCAAAAGGAAAGGUAAAAUCAAAUUCUGUUAAGACCAAAGGGAAAAGUGAAGAGACUCUACAAGCCAAUGCAAAAGUGGAGACAAAAACUCAUUUUCAUGUAACAGUUCCCCCAAGCGUUUCUUCUGAUGGCGUUAAACCUCCAGUACGAAAGAGUUCUAUUGGGAACGGUAAGGAGGAACAAAAAAAAUUACAACCUGAAACAAAGGAUGAAAUGGAAUCUUCUUUUCAUUCAGGUGAAUCUUCUCCCCAUGCUGCGGGAGUAGCACCCGUACCAUACCCAAGCACUAUGAAUGGUCCAUCAGUACCCUCACUUUUUUCGUUAGAAGAUGGAAUUAUUCAAGCAAAGAUGUACACAGAACAUUGGAGAAUGUUUAACGAUAUUCAACGAGAGGAAAUUGCGGCUCUCGUCCGUCGUAUAAUAGAAGCACGUAAAGCGGAUACCAUUCCUGAAGUCAUGGAAGGUGUGAAUAGACGUCAAGCAACAGAAGCUUCUACACUUAGUGGAUUUGUGGAUAUAUUUAAUAGAAAAGGAACUCCGCAAGAUAACAAUAAUAGAAUGAGUUCAACACGUAAUGAUAUUCCAAUGCCUUCUAGUAGGGAUGUAUAUCCACAUAAAAUGCGACCACAACCAGUUUUGCGUACCUCUUCUUCACAGAACCUUUCAUCACCGACGCACAUUAUGCGUGAGAAAAAAAAACGUUCAAUUUCUUUAAAAAAGGACAUGCAAGCCUCUAGAAGGAAUAAUGUAGAUAAAGGGGUAUUCUCUUUUGGUGAUAAAUCUUCUCAGUGGAAUACUGCUGCUGCAAAGAUGGCUCAAUCCCUAAGUAUAGUCUGGCCUCCUAAAUCUAAAGAUGCACUCUUUUUCAUUACAGGUUCGCGUUUAACGCAGCAACAGUGUGAGGAGUUUUACGAAGCUGUAAUACUUCAAGCAUCAUCUUCUGAAAGAGUCCAUGCGGAAGUAGAAAGAGCGACAAAAGAAGUAGAUGCAAUAGAAGAGAAGAAGAAACGUAAUCCUAUGAGAAAGAAACCAGUACCUACACGUACAACAAUCUUACGAAAAGCAUUUAAUUUAAUAGAUGUGGAUCAGAAGGGGGUUAUUUUGGCUACUGAUAUUCCAGCUAUGAGGCGACUUCUUGAGGGAGAACGUCAGCGAAUUGAGGAAAUUGCAAAUGGUGGAGAAGCAUCCAAAACUGUACUUGGACGUGCGAGGAAUGAACAAAGAAUAUUAAAGGGUAAUAUAGAUGCGAGAAGACCCUUAGAGAGAAUUAAGGAAGAUGCUGCCUUUUCAUCUUCUUCAUCAUCUUCUUCUUCUACAGCUGCUAUUGUUUCAGAAUCUUUAUUGUAUGCAUUUGUAUUAGAUGUUAUUUUACCUCUUCUCACUGCCUCUGGUUUCUUAGAAUUUGAUUUUACAACAUUAGGACUUCUUGUGUUUGGUUCUGUGAGCUUAGGUGGUAUAAAUACAAAUCCUGAACUCAUUAAAUGGCGUGAGGCGGCGUUAAAAUUCUUUGAGGCUUUGGCAUAG
Trypanosoma theileri is the source of this 2556-nucleotide messenger RNA. RefSeq lists its product as uncharacterized. The record is from RefSeq and is a predicted model, not a curated record. The coding region runs from base 1 to 2556 and encodes 851 amino acids. The transcript has a single exon. NCBI's taxonomy places the organism in Eukaryota, Euglenozoa, Kinetoplastea, Trypanosomatida, Trypanosomatidae.